AAUAUAAUCACUCGAAACACUACGUGUUGUAAGUUUUAACUGGUUUUAAAAUUUUAUGUAUUAUAUAAUUUUUCAUCAAAAAAGUGUGUGCAGACAUGUUGUCACCACCGACUGUCAUACAACUGUCUUAAAAUAAUAUAAACAAACAGUGGAAUAAUUUUGGUUCUUCUGGUGGGAAAGAAUUGAAAAAAAAAACAACAAUGUCUGAAAUCGCCCGAGUCGUCAAUGGCAAUUGUUUGGUCCGGUGACAAUAUUAUUAUUGGUUAAGAUGUGGAUGAACUAAUAAUUAGUUACCAUGGAUAAAGAUACAACUCUUAUUUACGAUAAGGUCCAUCGUAUGGAGGCCGAUUCUCCAUGGAACUUGACCGGUAGACCUUUGGACGAUAUUAAAGUGGACAGCAAUUUUGCCUGGUUGCUGUUUUCGCUUAUAUUAGGAAUGGUGUGGGUGAUAUACAUCACUUAUUACCAUUCUAGGGUAACGGCAUACGUCGUCACUAGAUUAUUAACCAGAUUCUAUGUUACCAAAGGCUAUCUCAGCAUAGGAUCGUUCACUGUUUGCGCUCUAUCGGGUAAAAUAAUGUUUAGAGAUAUUAUUUAUAUCACUGAAGAUUAUACGAUUAGAGUCCAAGAUGGUUGGUUAAUAUUCCGUUGGUGGCGAUCGUAUGUCCCCAAAGAUGUGUCCGAAGAUUUGUCACAUUCUGAUACGAGGCUGUCUGUUAUGUUAAAUGGGUUUGAAAUGCAUGUAUAUAACCGUUGUAAAAUGUACAGUAAUCUAGAAAAAAUGUUUAAUCUCGAUCCGUCAAUUAUACCGUGGGAUGACCUAAGCACUAAAGAAGAAGAAGCGAAAAAAAGUAAAGACAAACAACAAGAAGCGGUGCUCGGUAAAAGUUGGAGGGAUCUUAUACCUGUGAUAAAAAUGGAGGUUUCGUCAGGCCGAGUCGUGUUCGGAAACCGUCUCAUACCUACUACACUACUAGUCAAUGUUGAAGAAGCGCAUUUUGUGUAUUCCACUAAGCCAGCGGCUUCUAAGCUGGAUCAUUUUAUGCACUUUGUCAAAUGUAAAGCUGAAAAUUUUAAAGUGAUAUUAGCACCUAGUCCUAAGUACACCGGCAUGGCAGACGACCCACCCCGAUAUAUGGGAGCUGGUUUUGUUGUGUUUUCUUCAAAUAAUAUAGAACUUUAUUAUUAUAUGGAUGAACCAGGUCUUGUACCCGAAGAGCCAGAAAUGUUGCAACUGGCUAACGGAGAUAUUGUAGAAUCAAAACCACCUAUUUGGGGAAUAGAUAUAAAAUGCGGUAAAGGGACAGAUUUCAGUUACGGCCCUUGGGCAGACAGACAAAGGGAACAUUUGUUCAAAUUGUUCUUUCCUCAAGAUUAUCAGCCACUCAAAGUCAGUGAACCGCCUGUGCCCGGUGAAAAACGCCGUGUCCAAGCAUUCGAUAUUCGACUAAAUACUCUUUACGAAUCGACAAUUGACAUCUUGUUUUCUAAAAACAGAGAAACAAACGCAAUCCACAUCAACGUUGGUCCUGGCUCGUACAUGGAAAUAACAUUACCGUGGCUGGUGUCGCACGACGGUUAUACUACCAAAAUCACUGGACAGCUUCUUCAUUUGGAGGCUACCACCAGUUUACAAUUUCGAAGUCUGUUGGAAAGCGAAACGUUAGAGUUUACAGCUCAUUGUCACUAUCCAAUUCAAUGGAACGAUCAUCAAGAGUGGUUGUUUAACUUGACCGGCUGUAAAGCUACUGGGUGGUUUACUUACGCUCAUAAAGGUUUCUUCCAAGAAAUGAUUAACGAUUGGGCCAGCAAGAGCAGACCGGACAUAUUACAUUUUGUGCCUUACACUUGGAAAUUUACAAUCCUUUUCAAAGAUUUCGAACUGAUAACUAUUAGUAAUGAAUAUAACUGGAUUGAUUGCUCGUCACAAAAUCAAGAAAACGCUCUUAUUGCGGUCAGUGGCGACCUAUUUGAUUUUUCAUUCGAUCUUCCGUUUACGGAAUUCUUACCCGAGACUUUACCUCUUCGAUUUUGGAUACAAGGAGAAAGUAUAGAUCUGUCUAUGUACUUGCCCGAAGUGUACACUAGCCGAAGCGUUUUGUUAUCGUUGAAUAAAAACGCUAAGAUUCUUGGACGCGACGGCAAAAUCUACAAAUCAAAAUUGAACGACAAUGGUCGAAAAUGGAAAAAUGUUUGUCAAAAAAGCCUCGGUUGGGUCGAUUGUUGGACAAUGCCGAUUGUAGCCCUGUCGAUUAAUUUUAUUUAUCACCCUAUGCCGAUGUAUGGGCCACCUCCGCAAGCAAAUAUCACUACACCGGAGAAAGAAGAAAAACUAUUGUCUCCAAUGCGAAUGCAACAUCAUAAAGCACAAAAUGUUUCCAUUCAUUGGACUCGAGACGACGGACAGAAAUUCGAUCCGACCACUUUACCAUCGGACAAAGUCAGUUUAGAAUUAGAGAUUGGAUCUUCAGUUAUGUUUUUGUACGGGUCUUGGCUAAGGCAUUUCUUUCAUCUAAAAGAAAGUAUUUUUGGCGAGGAUCAGAUAUUUACCGACAUGAAUGAUAAGUUGAAUCCUAAAAGCUCGACCGCAGAUAAAACUGCUGACCCGGAAAACGGUAGUCAUUCCGAUACAAAGACAAUUCAAGUAGAUCCACGAGAAUAUAGACCGUUAGAUGUAGUUAUUUCAAUCACUAUGCACGAUCUGCAAGCUCAUCUCAUAAAGAACUGUAACGAUAACGAUCCACCGUGUCCUGUCAUCAUGAUAGAACGUUUCGGCUUGGAAAUGAAAAAAGGUUACAAAGACACACAGUUGCAACUUUUAUUAUCGCCUAGUCUCCUGAUAUCUAGUGAUAAAUUGAGUAGUAGAUCGUUGAAAGAUCAUCAUUUAAAUCAAGGGCAUUUAAUGCUUUCCGCUUUACAAAUAAGAGGCCAUGCUAUGUUCAGUGAUGCUGAAAGAAAUCUCAAUCAAGAUACACUGGAGUACGCUUGGUUGUUAGAAAUACAGUUGGGAAAACUCAGCGGAAAAGUCACUGCUCCACAAUUAUUUCACGUCGUAACCGGCCUGGAAACUUUGUUUUUACUGAUGUUCGACGCGGAGAAUCAGCUCCGACCAGCUCAUAUGCCACUGGAAUGUCAUCACGGGUCACCUCCAUCGACUUGCCCACAUAACGAUCCUCAAGUUCAAUAUCGGUGUCCAACUGCCGACGAAAUCAAGUAUCGGAUGACUCGUGUGGCAGUCGAUGCUGUAGACAUAUAUUUGGUUGAAUCGACUACGGCUAUUAACUUUUGGGCUUCUCCGUUAAGACUUGCUCACUGUAACUUGCACAGUAACCAUUUGAAGUCCGGUAUUACGCUGGUUAUUCCGGCCGUAAAGCUUAAGCAGUUCAUAUUCGUUGGCGUACAAAACACUUCUGGCGUCAACAGCAAUACGAAUACUACUGGAAGUAAUCGUUCUCAACAUCGUAAUACUAGUGGUUAUUUUUCCGAUAACCAAGAUAUGUGGCUAGAAAUUGGAUCGGCAUCGUUAGGUCCUUUUAUAUUGGAACUCGCAUCUUCGUUAUCCGAUUCCGACAAAAACCUUCAUCUUGUUCAACACAAGUACUUAAAGCUCCACGAUGAAAAUUAUAAAAGACUUUGGUUUUUGUGGCCGAGUGAUAGUCGCUGUCUCGUCACCGGCAAGUGUGGUUGUGUUGGCGGAUGUGCCUUUUUCGGUCGCAAUAAAAACGGUCAGAGAUUUUUCAAACCUUCGAAAAACGAUAUUCAAGACGGUGUCAAUAUAGCUGCAUUCAGAAUCAACGAAAAUGGAAAAGAUCCUGGAUUUGGACAGAGUAUUUUACAUGAGUGUCAGUUGAUAUUCCAUACUCCUCCAUAUAACGUUGGCAGUGGGGUUAUAAUUCAUGACAAUCCAGUUCCUCAGUGGCCAAACAACAGGAAAGCAAACAAGAUAAACCACGAUCAGCCUGAAGGGAUAAAAGGCAGUCCCAUUACUCCUUCAAGUGCACCAUACAUUAUAGAUAGUGGGGAUAUACCGUCUCCGUUGCCUACCCACCCGUUAUCUAGACGUUUUUCGUAUUCGUCUACGGCCAGCAGACUGAACGGAGUACAAACUAUUAGUCGAGAAGUGCCGUACUCGCGUCUUAUCGAUGCCAGCCCGACCCCAACACUACCGCUGGACACACGACCACAAUCACCACCUCACAAGUUCAAUACUAAUAGGUCCAUAUUGAGCGUACCCGAAAAUACAUUGUCCAUCGAUAACGGGGCUUGUCCAAAAUAUAGUGUAUCCGAUUCUAGAUUGGCCGUUGAUUAUUUUAACUCGACAGCCUUACAGUAUAGCGCAUUAGUGUCGAGUUCCCAAACGAAUUCAGUAGCCGCCGCGUGCAAUGUGGAAUCUGCAAAUUCAUUGAAUUUGAAUAGUCUCAAACAUCCGUAUUCACGGACAAUUUCAAUUACCAGCGAUAAUCCGUCCGAAGUGUUUUUUUCAGCCGAAGAAGAUCUCACCCUGGCUUCUAGCCAAAAAAGUAACGAUCAUUUUCAAUUGGGUUCAGCGAGAUGUUCUUCGUUAAGAAGUUCGUUGAACAGUGGACUAAUUUACAAUGAAUUGUUAAACAAGAAUCAUUUUGGAAGCGAAACUACCAUUGUUUCGAGUAGUCCGGCUACGCGUACUCAAAGUGACAAUUCUUCUGAAGUUCAGGAUUAUACUUCAAUAAACCUUGAACCUAUAGAUUGUGAUACAGCUGACGACGAAAAAACCCUACUAGCCGUGGACAUAAAUAGAGAUGCGCACACAGAGAUUCACAGCUCACUUCUAAAGAAUAAACACCGUUUAAUUGAAAACGAAUUGGACGGUGGAAUUGUCGAUUCGUCAGACUCUCGUUCAAUAUCUAGCACGUCGUUUAUGUCGGCUGUUUCAUCGCAAGAAGACUUGGCGCUUGUCAACUUGCAUAUGCACAUAAACAAGCCGAUUGUAGAUUCUCCAUUAUUACUUUCGACGUACACUAAUCAUUUAUCACAAACGUCGUGUAGUAAUUGGUCUCAAACGUCUUUGCCGGCCGGAUCCGAUGUAUUUACAGUUCCAAUUUAUCAACGUACAGUCGAUGAUCGUCUUGUAUUUAUUAGUAGCCGAUAUUUGCCUAAAUUUGAAACGAUAAACGAGGGCUUUACGAGUUUAAAAAUGGUACCAAGAGCCGAAGCCAAAGAAAGAGAGUCUAGUCCACUUGCGGCUCAACCGCAAAGUUCUAGGAAAUACCCUUGGGAUCAGUCGCAAUUUGACUUCACUCAAAACGCUAAGGAAGCUUUUGAAAUCGAUUGUGAAGAAGAAAUGUUAUCGUUGCGUAGUGAGACUGGUACUCGUACAACGGUUGUAGUCAAGCUCAAAGGAGACAUAGACUUAAUGAUCACACCGUUGGCGUUGGAGUCACUUCAAAAAUUCGUCGACAGUUUAACACCGACAUUUAGUAACCUUCAUCCGCUUUCCGUUUUAAACCACUUGCAUUCGAGUUGUAUAAGUCGAGUCGAAGCGGCAAAUAUAUUAAAACGUGACAAAUAUUUAAGUCAAAUGCAAGGCGGAGGUAGCAAAAGAAGUACAGUAGAAAGAGUGAAACCAAAUACUAGUAAGGAUGCUCAGCCCGCCGACCUACAUCAGCCAAAUCGAGUGUACGAAGAGUUCAUAGCGUCUCAAGUGCAAGGGACUGUAGUUCUACCAAAAAUCAAUAUUUGUGUACUACAAGCUUCAAUUGUCGAAGAAGUUAUAUCUUUCUCUGCUUUGGAUAAUAUCAGAGAUUUGACGUGCGUGUCUUUGAUGGCCAUAUGCUUGGAAGAGCUCACUACUAAGUUUCAUUUCAGUAAACAGGCUAGAGAAAUCGUCCAAACGUAUCAUCCACCGGUAGUAGCGCCGAGUGGCCAGAAAAAAGGUGUAUUGAGUAGAGCGGCCGGCAAAGCUUUUUUGCUCGGUUUAAAUAUUACCUCCGAAGUUGAUCCGGAGAGCACUCACGGAGAACCUGUCUACAUCGAAACAUCCGAAAAACAACAAGAAGAGACUGUCAUCACAUUACACAUAAACAGAGCACAUGCCCAAUUGCGCAGAUUGCACAACGAAUGUUCAAUACUGAAAGACGCCAUAAUAACUGCAAUACCUAGUCAUUGUUCCAAAGUGAUGUUUAAAACUUGCUCUAAAACGACGAAAUCGUCGUCAGAGUUACAAAACAACAUGAAUGCCGAUUGUGAUGAAAUGGCUUUUACGAAUAUUUCCGAUGAAAAAAUGGGUUUCAUCAUGAUGGAAUGUGGUUUCGAAGGAAUCUCAUUUAAGGUCGUCAAACGGUCUAACUUUGAAAAAGAAAACGAUAGGGAGAUCAGAGACGUGCCAACACCUUCACCAAUACCCGAAUCGCUCGGUGGUAAAAUAUCACAUUCGGAAAGUCGACCGAAAACCGAAGAUAACGUAGAAACUAAAAAUGUUACCAAUUCUAGCAAACAAGAUUUGGGUGUUUCUACGCCUACAGCUACUCCUAAGCAAGUAAAAACUCCUUCGGAAACAAAUAUCAACAACGAAGAACAGCUAAUUGAAAAUACAAUUGCAAAACUGGAAAUCGAUAAAAACGCCUCUUCGUGCGUUAUGGAAGUAUGUCAAGUUUGGUUUAACUUUGCGGCUCCCCCGUUGACUCCGAUUACCCGCAAAAUUGAUUAUACAAGACACGAUUGGAAUUUAUUAAGCACAGCGUCGCCAGCUAUUAACGCUUGGAUGAAUCCCAGUAAUCGUUUUGCAAUGCGUGUUGUGCACAUGUUACGAACAAGAUAUCGUCGGUGUACCGCCGUCGUGACUUGUUUAAUGGCCGAAGCACUUGACAUACAAAGUCUUCAUAUACCGCUCAAGAGCCGAUAUAGACAUACGACUCCACUUGCCAAGACGCUUCAAGAAGACCCUUCGUGCCAACUGUGUAAUAUUUUGCAAAAAUAUCUCUUUCAAAGCGACGUGGCAAUUGAUGCCUAUCUAAAAGAUCCUUUCUUGCCAAAUUUGUCGAUUUUAAGACAAGGUGUAAUUGUACUGAGCCGACAAUGGAAAAAUAUCCUGUACACUCCUUUGUUGCUCGAGCACAAUUUUAAAAGUCGACAUCACAAUUUAAAACCUCUGAAUGUGACAUUUGCCGUUUCGGACCCUGAAGAGGAUGGGGAGGCUUCAGGGGAAGAAGGCGGCGAAGGCAUAACAGACGAGUGUGCUAUGUUGCUGACCAGCGAACGUCAUUCGCACGUAUCUACGUUGCAAAGGGUUCUCAAAUCACAUACGAGCAAAUGUGGGUCUAAAAGCAAUUACGGCAACGAGCCUCCUCAUUACUACGAUCCGUUUUCUCCGACGAGCAUGGCAGAUCAACCGAUGGAUAGCAGCAACGUUGUGAGCUCGCACGCAUCGUCCUGUGAUCAACCGAAGAACUGUAAAUCGCUGAUGCCCACCCAGAUGCCUGUUUCGUCUAGAGCCAGUGUAAUGUUUCCGAUACUGGACGAUACCGUGCCGAAAACAUACAAAAACAUAGCCGAAGGCCUGUUGGGCGAAACCGCUUAUCAGUCUGCCGUAGAAGGAGAUAACUCAAUGGGCAGCGUAGAAAAAGUCAACUUUUCCCCGCAAAAAUCAGACCGAAACGAAGAUCUUUACACGUGGAUGGCUAAACAAGAGUUUGUCAAUCACGAUGCCCGAGUUCCUAGCAGUAGACUUGCCAAAGCAAAAAAACUCAGGAGUUGGAAAUUGCGGAAAAGACCUUUGUGGGGUUCAGAGUUGAAAACUGCCCCAACUGCAUCCGAAAAUCAAUCUUCAGCCGAAUUAGGCGAUUCCGAUUCGAUGCGAUACAAUAUUUUUCCUAAGUAUAAUUCUUUACGUCUUCUGGACGCUCAUCUUAUUUUCGAGCCGUUAUUGUCCAGUCUAGGAGUUAUGCCGCAACAAAUGGUCAAUACCAGUUCAAGUAAUAACGGCAUGGCUGCUCUCGAUUCAUGGGGAUCCAACUUGUCUCUUGUCGGUAGUCUAGAAACUAUGCGGAUAGAUAUUGUCGUUAGCGAGUAUGGAAAACUUCCCGAGACAGUAAAGAAAUCUAAACUUUUUAAAAAUAAGUCUAAGAAAGAAACCCCUUGGUUGGAUUUAUUGCCCGAAGUGCCUGCGUUUGUAUGCGACCGAGUCAGUAUUGAAUGCGAUGUCCAACGGUCUGCAGAUAUGACGGUCGUAGACGAUAUUAGACGACAGAAGCGCAACAUGUUGUACUUAUCCAGAGGUCAAUUGAAAAAACAUUCUAACACUUCUUUUAAUAUAUCCGUUUCAGUUAGAUAUAUAUCUCAGCAGGUUAACAUGCCAUUGCUGCGACUUCUCAAUCAAAUCACUAACAUGUAUCAGAACGUGAAAGAUACGCAAACGGAACUUCGCGAACAACAGCCGCAACCAUAUGUAUCGCGCUCGAGUGCAAAGCACUCGGCCUCUCAGUCUGAUCAAUCGGAGGUGAUACCCUUGUCGACACCUUUAUUGGCUAAACGUUUCCUACCACGUUCGGCUAGCGAAACAAAGCCAAUUAUCGUUUCACCGUCGCCGUCGAUACGUUCUAAACAUCAAACGUUGGCUCAAAAGUUAAGAUCCACCGGUAAAAGUGUCAAGGGUUACAUGAAUUUAAAUGAAACGCCAGGAGCAGCCAUUGAGUGUCUGACACCGAGUUUGUCCGAGUUUGAACGCGUCACUCCUAUGAAGCCUAUCGAUGAAGUCGAUUCGGAUAUGAUUUCGUGGACGCCGAAAUGUUGGAAGACUGUUUACCAUUUGUUGGAAUUGUACGCCACUAUGCCCGAGACGAAAACGGUGACGCAGAGAAUUUCCCUAGGUGUCGAUACGUCUGAAGCGGCGGUCAAGGGUGCACGCAGCAAAUUUGAUGUGUUACCAGAAGCCAAGUCCAACGAAGAAAUCGAUAAAGACGGAUCGUCCGGCACUCCGGUGCCUACCGUUUCACAAACUAACAUGAAAGUGGCAAAAGAAGAGCGCACGAGACUCAUGGUAUUUGUGGUGGUGCGAAUUCACCGGACAAAACUUUUGGCCACUUUAAGCGGUCUAAAACUGGAAGCGGAAAUCACCAACUUACACACGAGUUCGACGUUCCGCAAGAAAACGCGACCGCCGAGCUUGGAGUGUUCGCUGACCGGUCACGUGGGACGUACGAUGAUCGUUUUGCUGGAAGGCGUUGCGCCCAACCAGCAGACGGUGGUCAAGGUGACCGUGGGCAAAUCGCAAACGCUGUACUCGAGCAUGAGUCGACGGACAAAAGACCAAAACUCCGGUUUGCUCACCAUCGGCGUUGUCAGCAUCGAUAUUCCUCAGCAUCCGGUCGCCCUCCACGGUAUGAUGACCAGAGGUAGCAAACAGCUGUCUUCCACGCUGCAAGAACUUCGAGUGGCUCGCGCUUCCAGUCGAAUGGGCCGUGCACCGACCAUCGACGAGAGCGACGUGCAAAGUACGGUCGGCCCCGCUCAACAGAGUCCGAUGGUGCAAAGAGUACAAAAAGACGAAGUGAAUAAAACCUCUGUUGCCGAAUCCAACUUACUACUCCAGCCGCUCGUCAUGCAUUUUACCGCCGUCAUUCAGUGCUUGACUGUUACUGCUGCUCUAUUGCCGUCCUUGAGAGCUCAAUACAAAAUGGAUCAAGUCACCAGUACGGGGUACACGGGAAAUAAAGCGAAAUUCAUCGUCGAUUUGCCUCAACACACGUUAUCGUUUUCGACCAAACUACAAGUGACCGAGACUAACUUGCCAUCCGAGGCCAGUUUAGAACUUCCUAAAGUGCACGUAUCGGCGGAAUAUAUACUCGACGGCGGAUUGAAAACUGGAGAAAAUCAGUUUUCAGGAACAGACGGCGCAGUUUUACGACAAGGAAACUAUUUGAGUGCUGUGGCCGACAUUGGAGUGUUUGAACAAUCGCUUACAACUGACUUAUUAAACCAUUUAGUUUUUGUUCAAAAAGUAUUCAUGAAAGAAGUAAAUGAAGUAGUUCAAAAAGUAUAUGGCGGGGAAAAGCCCGUACCCAUUUGGUUAGAAGAGACCGAUGCCGAUCGAUCUGCGCCAGUAAAGAGGAUAUUGUUUUCGUUGACCGUUAAAAUGAGACGCAUUGAACUUACUGCGACAACUCCAACGAAUUGUGCAGUUCGUCUGGAAACGGGUUCUGCUGAUUUCCAAUUGUCCAAUAGAGUUCAAAACGUAUCGGGUUCGUCUUAUCAAACAUCAGAGCAAGUAAAAAUUUUCGUUAAAGCACACAUCGACGUUAACUUGUCCCUCGGUCAAGUCAUAAGGAAUCCUCUGUUCGAAGAAGCCGAUCCCGAAUUUCAGAGUUUUGCUUUUUUCAAGACUAGAAUAGAGCUACGAAAUGCAUUUCAAGGAGAAAUGGUCGGGGAAGGAGAGGACAAAGAAGUUAUACUAAUUACUUUGAGGAGGCCGUUGAUAUACAUCCAACCGAUGGCCGUGGACAAAGCAAUAUUGGUGUGGUUAAACUACAAAAAUGCAUACGAGUAUUGGAACGAGCAACGAGCGAGUUUAAACAAAGAAGUUUUGACGGCCACACAACCGUCAUCAGAAAAAUUGCCUACCGACAAAAUACCGGUGUCUCCAAAUUUAGGGACCAUUUUCUUACAGCUGACCGUCGAAGACAUGGGUAUUUGUGUACCUCUGAAUCCUUUACCUCAGACUACUUGGGGUUUGAACCGUUCGAUUUUCAUGGAUUUUGAGUCGUGCUCGGCCGUAGUGAUUACGUUGGAAUCGACAAGUAUAUCGGCAUGCAGUUCUGGAUCGUUAGUCAGCAAAGGUCGUUUUAUCGGCUUGUGUUUGAGGUUUGCCGAUGAUUUUGAUUCGUCGCUCGACGAUUGGAAACCAGACAUAACCAAUGAACUCGUUUCGGCUGCCAUGAAUCUUUGUAUAGUGUCCGAAGGAACGUACGAAGUGUGUAGCCGUACGACAUCUCAAAAGUUAGAUUCUGUCACCGAAAACGCCAAAUGGUUCUUGAACGUCAAAUGGCAAAUGGAAGGUGUCGACAUGCAUUUAGACGUCAACAUUGGAAAACAGCUCAGCGCUUUGGGACAUACGUUAACAGCACUGACAGGAGUUCAAGAUACGGACGAUCCUUUGUCGGACAGUGAUCCUAUAUCGCAAGACAGCGACGUCGUUCGACACAAAUCGAACAUGGAGGGCGACAUAUUGGAAUCUUUGGCCAUAGACUCCAAUAUGAACGCUAAAACCAGAUCAAAGAUCAUAGAAAAAGAGAUGUACGAACAAGCGAAAGCGAUAAACGAUUUGAGAUCACUGGGAGCUUCACAAGCUACGAUUGAACACGAAGUCAAACGGUUGCGCGAAUUGGAAGCCAUGGUUUUUAAAGGGUUUAGAAGAGAUAUGAUACAGAAGCUUAGAAGACAAAGUGUAAAAGGCAAAUCCAGUUUAAAAGGCAAAUUUGGCUUGAGCAACAAGAGUUCUACGUAUAGAUCGAAAUCGUUUAUCGUUUCACCCUCUCAAGAACUAGCAGAGUUUAAAGACGCUCAAAGUCCUGAGGAAGGUAUAAGUUUGAGUAGUGUAGAAAAUUCUCCUCAAGCUGCUGGACCACAGCGUUCGACUUCGUUUAGAGGAACGCACCCUUCUCACGUGACGUUCAGUAAUACUAAGGAAAUAUUUCGACAAAGUUCUUUGCCGAGUGCCAGUUCAGAACAAAGUCUCGCCACAGAAGGCGACGACAGUUGGCCUAAUGCCGAUUUCGGCAAACAAUGUGAUUCUAGAGAUGACUUCUUGUUAAACCCGUUGUUUUUAUCGGGUGCGACACAAAAAUCUCAAGAACCCAACAUUGAUUUUGAACUGGACGUUAAAGUGUUCAUCAACAGCGGCAAGUGUGUUUUACACACUAAGGAUUCCGUCAAGGAAGAUGAAAUCAAAAUAAUGUCAAGAAUGAAAAAAGAACGCAGUUGUUCUGGCGGUGUGUUUGAAUACAUGCCUCCGGGCAGUCCAAAUUUGCCCAGGCGUUCCUACAAAGACAAACUCGGAGCAAACAGCACUUCCAGUUCUCGGUUGAGACACCAUCAGACCGUGACGAACACUUUGUCUCAGCUGUCCGAAUUGACGAUAUUCCACAUACCCGGUCUGGACUUCAAGGUGCACUAUCAGUCGAAAAUGGUGGCCGACGAGAGUCAAUCUCUCAUGUAUUCGAUCGACUCGAGUGGCGUCAUCAGCAGAAAGACGAGCACCAAAAAGGCCAGUCUCUAUUGUUGGGCUACGCUGCAAAGUAUACCCGAAGAAACCAUCAUCUCGCCACACAUACUCGAGUUCUUGGAGCAGACGCUUGCACCGAUUCCGGCCCAACAGUUUGCCGAAACAGGCACCUUUGAUACCAUGUUUAACAUAGACAAAGACGACGACCUGUUUGCGCCUUACCUGACUCCCGGCCAGUACGCAUACACCUCGUUCCCAGUGGACGUGAUUGUAUUUCUUCACGUGCAAACGUCGACGUUCCGAUUUUCUUGUUUGCCCGUUUCUCGUGUGGAAUGUAUGCUCAAGUUACCUUCGUUGGAUAUCGUAUUCUCUUCCAAAAGAACCGACCCGACAAACGAUCUCGAAGAUUGUUACGAAGAACCCAAUAAUUUACCGGUGGCCGUUGGCGGUUUAAGUAUUACCGGUGUGAUGGCAGACUUUUCAAUGUACAUUUUCCAUCCGUACGGCGGCAAGAAAUCCACCGCCAACCUUAAAGAGCCACACGCCCACUCUUGGUCGCCACUGGCCGAUGGCGAACGCAAGGAUUCGCUGAGUGUCAACGUUGAAUUUGUUAAGUUCCAUUUGUCAAGAAGCAGGAAAUUGAAUUUCGAGUCCAUGCCGGGAUCCAAGACGAUGUCGGACCAGAGUCACGCUACUAUUCGAUUUUCUACUAUUGUCGAUAUCGGAUCGGCUUCGUUUAAGUACGACAUGCGACGUUUAACAGAAAUUCUAGCAUUUCCACGGGCCUGGUAUAGACGUAGCAUUGUACGCAGGCUGUUUCUCGGUGACCUCACGAGAACCGUUCCGAGCAGUGUUUACAGUGACCAUAGCUUAGAUCCCGAAGAAACGUUUGGAAACUUUGCUACCGAUCCUAAAUCCAAACCCAGUCGUGACAAACUCCAUCUAAACAUCAAAACGAGUGACAAACAACUACCGUCGGACAAGAAAAGACACGGUUCCAGUGUGGACUCUAGUCCUGAUCAGAAAUCGAGUAGUGCCGGGGCAGCUGCGUGGGAGACUUUAGUGCUUUUCGCCGUCAACUUCAAACGACUCAACGUGCACAUGAAUAUGGGAAACGUCAUGGGCAACGUUACUUGGCUUUCGAAGCAGUUUCAUUCCGAAGGUCGAUUGUCCAUCGGCAGUACGGGCCACAAAAACUUGCAUAUAGGUUUGGGACUUGGUGGUUCCGGACUGGACGCCAAAGGCGGUAUCGUUGGCGGAACGAUAGAGUUGAACAAAAUCAACACUUACGUAUUGAUAAGAGAAGAUCCCGGAUCGGAACCGCGACACACGGUGGGCUUGAAAUUGUCCGCACUCGAGUUGCGUUUGGAUUACAUGGGAACGGCCGUGCUCAUGUCCCGCGUGAGUUUGCUCGAAGUGGUUUUGAAAGACGAAUGGAAGGUACUGUCCAGGGGCAUUUCAUCGUCGGACGGCCUUCACGAGUCUGGCAAACGACCGGGCAUCGUUUUCAUGCACGGAGACCUGGGAUGGGAUCAACUGCAGCUGAUGAUAUCGAAAAGCACGUCGUCGGACAUCAUGAAAAUGUAUUACAAGCUGGAAGAGUUUUUCUCGCAGCAAUUCAAGUCCAGCAAACGGGUGUUCUCGAGUCUACAAGAUCCUAGGGAUUCUAUCGGCAGCGAAAAGAGUUCUAACAAAAAGAAAUCAGCAAGACGGCGUGUGCUGAUUUCCACGUCGAGUCCAGAAAACUUUAGUCCGGACGAAUGUAAACACCAUCAUCGACAUUGGCAACGAGCUUUGGAAGCCGUGUCUGGUCUACGAUUGUCCACAUUGAAAUAUCCGUUACCUCAUUGGGGCACUGUUUUGGGCGGUAAAAUGGACUUGCACGGUGUCAACAUUUCUCUGGCGUGUUUCCACGGUAUAAACUUCAAGUCCAAGUCGUGGGCUCUGUUCUCGCUCAAAGAACCUUGUAUAUCGUUUGCCACUGAAGCUCAUGAAGUAUUCUCCUUUGGCGGUUCUGGGCCGUUGAGCAGAGAUGACUUGGACAUACACAUUGUGCAAAGUUUGACGUUUGGUCUUGGCAUGGAAGGCACCGUAAGACCGCAACACAGUAUGGCAACCGUGUGUAAGUUUAGUCGGAACAUUUUGUUCCCGCCUCAGUUCAAAACGAUUCAAGAAUGGUUUAACUAUGCUUUUGGAAUGAGUGAUCUCGACGAAGUGGAUCGGUUCCCGAGCUUGGAACGUGAGAAACACGAAACGACCGAGUCGGCGCCACGUCCAAAGACACCUAAGCCGCAAGAGAACCUCUCCCAUACCCGAGAAAUCAUAUUCGCACUGCCUACCUUACAAUUAAAUCUCAAGACUGAUCACACACAACCGGUUAAGCUGCCUUCGCCUUGCGAUAUCAAACCAACGGUGGAGUGCAGUUUCAUCACGGAGUUCGAGGACCACAUAUUCGUCACGGUGGACGCCGAAGCGUUUUUCUUCUUACACGAUCUCAUCACGUCCUAUAUUUGGGAAAAAGAUAAAGUCUCUUCAAUGGCAAACAGACCUCAAAGUCCGGGUGUGCCUAGCGCUAGCAGAGUUCCACCGUCGCCUACAGAAAUGACUCAGCCGUUCACCAACGACUGGAGAGACUACAAUUGUACGACUUGGCAUCUGGAACCGACCGUCAGACUGCUGUCUUGGGGUGGAAAAAGCAUUGAACCGUACGGGGUGGAUUACAUAUUGCAAAAACUCGGUUUUUCACACGCCAGGACGACCAUUCCCAAGUGGAUGCAAAGAGGGUUCAUGGACCCGCUGGACAAAGUGUUAUCCGUGCUCAUGUUACGAAUGGUAGUGUUGGCCCGAGAAGAGGACGCCGUCCGACGCGGUGAUACCGCGUAAAACAACGAUUACAUUCUUAUUUCUUUACCAUAUAUUUAUAAGAAUUUUAUUUUUACAAUUUCCAAGUGUGAUUCUACUUAAACCUGCCGACUUGUUCCAUUUUAUAUUAUUAUUAUUAUUAUUACGGCAGUUUUUUGUAACAAGUAUUUUAUACAAACCAAAGAUUAGUUAUUAUAUUUUUUAUUAUUCACGCGCAAAUAAAAGGCUGUAUUGGAUU
Messenger RNA from Adelges cooleyi (spruce gall adelgid), 15293 nucleotides. RefSeq names its product transmembrane protein KIAA1109 homolog (gene tweek). Gene Ontology annotation, biological process: synaptic vesicle endocytosis. NCBI's taxonomy places the organism in Eukaryota, Metazoa, Arthropoda, Insecta, Hemiptera, Adelgidae. The record is from RefSeq and is a predicted model, not a curated record. The transcript is spliced from 75 exons. The coding region runs from base 296 to 15076 and encodes 4926 amino acids.